AUGUCAGGUAUGGAUGCAUAUUUUGAGCUCCAGCAGAAGGGCAGGGGUUCCGCAGCCCCCCAACGCCCUUUACUGCCGCCUCAGCAGCCGCAGCUGCAGUCGCAGCUGCAGCCGCAGGGGGAUGACGAGGUGGACCCUCUUGACGCUUUUAUGGCGGGCUUGAAUGAAACCCUUGUUCGCGAAAAGGCGGAACUCGAAGAAAAGCAGCGUAGGGAAGCAGCAGGCGAAGUACAGCAGACGGAUAAAGAACGUUUUUUCGACGACGAGGACAUCGCAGCGGAGUCGAUAGAGCACCUCAAUGCCCAGAAAGCCCUUUCACAACAGGCAGAGGCCGCCAGAGGCAAGAGGAAGGCUCAGACGCAGAGCCAUAGCGCAGCAACAGACGACGAAGAUGAGGCCCGUGGCCGUUCUCUUCCUGUAGUCGACCAUGACGAGAUUAUGUAUCCCCCGUACACAGUGGACCUAUACAAAGAACACCCAGACGUCACAGCCCUCACCUUGGAGGCCGUUGCGAAGGUCCGCGACUCCUUGCAGCUCCACACCACAGGCAAACAGGCUCCCCGUCCGAUUGCCUCCUUCCUCCACCUUAAGGAUUCCAUACCCAAGGGCCUGUGGACGGCUCUGCAGCGGCGGGACUACCGCCUGCCCACUGCCGUGCAGGCGGCGGCUAUUCCGGCUCUAUUAAAGGGCAGAGACUGCCUGGCUGUGGCGCAGACAGGCAGUGGCAAGACCGCCGCGUACCUCAUCCCGGUCUUGACACGCGUCGUCAGCCUCAAGGAAAAAGACCAGUGGACCACCUGCCAAGCAACACCAAAAGACCCGUCAAAGCAACCGCCUGCGAAGGAUCAGCGGGCGGGGCCUUCAGCGGUCAUAGUGUGCCCUACCCGGGAACUGGCUGUGCAAGUGGAUGGGGAGAUCCACAGCUUCUCUCGUGGGGGGGCGGAGUUGGAUGUGAGUCGGCUGCUGAUGGCCGGAGGCUUCGACAAGACGGAGCAGUUUCGAGCGCUGCGACGAGGUCCCGACAUUGUGGUCUGCAAUCCAGGGCGCAUGAUAGACGUGUGCAGCCUCAAAGGUCUCGGUGGUAUUUUCCAUAAAGUUGUUAUGGCGGUCGUGGAUGAGGCCGACAAGAUGGUUCAGAUGGGCUUCGAGAGCCAGCUGAGAGAUGUUCUCUCAUCCCUCAGGCCUGACAGGGCCACGCAGACGGUUCAGCAAAGGGUCCAGAUAUUAGACGGAGAGCAGGCGAAGUUCGACUGGCUCUCCAAGAACUUGCUAGGGCUUCUUGCGUUGUCUCAGCAGCCAGAAAAGCAGCAGCAGCAGUGCGGCUUACGGCCGCCGCCUACGACCGUGGCCGAAGCCGCUGCAGCAGGAGGCGUCGUCUUUUGCAACUCGCAGCAGAGAGUGGAAGACUUGGCCUUUCUGCUGGAAGGGGUCCUCGCGCAACUAGUAGAAGCUGAUGGACGGGCAGCACAUGGUUCAGCAACAGCAGAAACAGCAACAGCGCCAGCGGGAGACGCCGCGUCGCGAGCAGCAGCUGCUCGUCUCCUAGGAGGCGAAAGUUCACAAGACCUUCGAAAGAACGCCAACCAAACGUUCAAGUACGUGGCAAUACUACACGGCGGGAUGCAGCAGGCUGAACGCCUUGCCGUGAUGCGUCGCAUGCAGCACCACUUUUUGGGCGACUCGGGUUCCGCUCGGACCCCAUUGGUGCUGGUAGCGACGGACGUUGCUGCGCGGGGACUCGAUUUUCCUCCUGCGCUCUCUCUAGUUGUUUGUUACGACGCUCCGCAUGAUCCCGAGGCGUAUGUACACCGCGUAGGCCGCGCAGGCAGAGCUGGCCGGUCGGGCCUCGCUUGCUCUCUAUUGACGAAACAAGAAAAGCGUCAAGCGGCCUUUGUCGUGGAGAAGAUGGAGACUUCCGGACAAUAUGUCCCACAGUCCUUGUUGGAGUUCGCCAUGCAGUUUCCGCCCUUCAGGGAGGCACGGCUCUCAGGCCUGCGGGUGGUCUGGCAGGGAGGAAAGGCUGGCAGGGAGCUCAGGCAGCAACAAAAUACUUCCUUCGGAGGCUUGGGAUUUGAUACAGGCUGCCGAGUAGAUGCGAUGGAAAGUUCGCUAGCGUCGAAUGCGCCAUCCAUAGCAAAAGCUGCAGCAGCUGCAGCUGCUGCUGCAGCUGCUGCCGGGGCUGCAGCUGCUUCGGCGGUGGCUGGCAUUCAGGCUGCCACUGCAGAUACGCCGUCUUCAGGAGCUGGAGAGGAUUCGCCCGCUAACGGAUUCGUGGCUCAGCCUGCCUGCGGGUCGACCAACAAGAGGGGCCGGUGGGACAGCAAAGAGCAAAGCAGCGGCAGCAAUAACGCAGCAAGCGAUGAAUCGGGGGCGGCGUCGGGGGGGUCGGAGGGACGGAAGGGUGCCUUGAACUUUGCGAAGCGGGAGCAGAGGCGGCAGCAGUGGCUCUCGACCCUGGAGGCCCGAAGAGACCAGAGGCAGCAACAGGAGCAGCAGCAACGUAACCGAAAUCGCCGGGAAAGAAGUCCCUCUCCCCGCCGUUCCUUCAGAGAGCCGCAUACUGUAGGGGCUGCGGCGAGCGUCUCGGCGGCUGGCGCAGGGCUAGGUUCCCAAUUGGGAGUGUCGGGGAGCCCUGAGUUCCUAGGACGCUGGGAGCCCUCUCGGUGUCUUCCGUUGCUACCCUAUACCACACCGGCUGAAGGCGGGGUGGAGCCGAGCCUCUGGUUUGCAGAUGUAGAAGUAGAUGUGCAGGGCCUGGAAGGCUGUGGGACGUCGGCGGCCACGGGAAGUAAUUGCAGCAUUGAACAACGCAACGGGUCCAACAGUGCUUGCGACUCCUUUGCAGAUCGGCUCAUCGCCGCAGUGGCCAGAAAAUAUUCACCCCGUAGAGGCUCGUGCUCAGAAUGUCUACGUGAUAUGCACUGCCCAACAAACGAUGAAACGUCUAGUGUCGCGGCGGCCGCUAGCUGCCGAAUUGAUCAACAGUCACCGGAAAUUAUUGCCAUACUCGAGAGCCACCCCCUCAAAAAGGUUCAAUUCGAAUACAAAUUUAUUUUGUGGACCCCGAGAAGUCCUGUUACGCCCUACGUGCCGGACACGCCAGGAGAGUCUUUUCAGUGCGUUGCGUACGGUAGCCCGCUGUGUACUUGGCGCACUUGGUUGUUUCCCCCCCCUCCCGCUCAUCGCGCAGAGCCACCUUCACAUGCCACACAGGUUGUGUGGGAGGGAAGUGGUCCGAACAGCAACAGGAGGUUCUGUUUUGACCCCCUGGAUGUUGUGGUGGAUGAGUGCGAAAGCGGGAACCUCGAAAUGCUUUAUCUCUGCAAGAUCGCAAGAGUCAACUUCCCUGAUCCCAUUUCUAGCACGAGGACACCAGAAGCAGUAGGCCAGCUCUACGAAUCCGUUGGUCUGCGAUACGUCUGGAUGCCGACAGAGGACAUGAGCGACGCGUGCCGCAAGCUUGCAGUGGCGCACUGUGCACUAGUAUUAGACGCCCUAACGCAGAACGGCCACAUUGUGUACGUUCACUGCAACGCUGGAGUGGGACGAAGCGUUGCAGCAGUCAGCGCGUACUUGUGCUUCUGCGUUGGUCUCGACCUGCGGAAGGUUAAUUUUUUGCUAAUGCAGUGCACCUGUGUAUAUGUAUUUACGCGUCUUACUGAGACAAUGGCAGGGAAGUACUUCAUCGUGUCCCCAGAAUCUGGACGAACUUCAGUAAAGCGCCAAUAUGAUGAGCCGUGUAAGAGGCAGUGUGGAAAAGAGAAUGUGUUGGGAUUGGAAGAGGUGAAGGAUUCCCGUUGGGAAAGCGGGGGGACUCUGGCCUUCAGACAUCAGUUUUUCGAAGGAAGGCUACCGUGGAUGUUGGAGGGCAUUGAGCAUUUGUCCGUUCUUGCUGGAACUUCAAUGGCAAAGCUUCUGCACUUUGAAGAAUGCCUCAUUGGCGCUGUCAUUGAACAGCCUUCUACUUCUCGGUCACUGUACAACAAACUCAAAAUACUCCACGGCUGCUCUUUGCAUUUGGGCAGUAAAUUGACGGACAGCCAUAUUGAUCGCACGCUUGCUGACAACACACCCAAAGAACUGGUGCUCAAUAUACCAUCUGGGAAUUUCAGAGGCCACGAAGUCUUCCCUCCAACGCCAGUGGAUGGCCCUUCUGGGCCAUUCGACGGCGUCUUCGCCAAAUCGAACAUCAAUAAUGGUACAAUCCAAACUGCUGACCGUCUCUUCUGUUCAGCUGCAGCUUCAACAGCGGUUGGUGUAGGUCCCAACUGUUGGACGCCUCGCAACGAAGCAGUGUCCACAGAAUGA
Eimeria acervulina is the source of this 4308-nucleotide messenger RNA. Its product is annotated as ATP-dependent RNA helicase, putative. Bases 1 to 4308 code for a protein of 1435 amino acids. Gene Ontology annotation, biological process: dephosphorylation. NCBI's taxonomy places the organism in Eukaryota, Apicomplexa, Conoidasida, Eucoccidiorida, Eimeriidae. The transcript has 20 exons. Gene Ontology annotation, molecular function: nucleic acid binding; phosphatase activity; ATP binding. The record is from RefSeq and is a predicted model, not a curated record.